Molecule: messenger RNA, 2577 nt
Organism: Heterostelium album PN500
Lineage: Eukaryota; Evosea; Eumycetozoa; Acytosteliales; Acytosteliaceae
Gene: helB2
Product: DEAD/DEAH box helicase
Exons: 2
Coding region: 1-2577 (858 amino acids)
Biological process (GO): mRNA splicing, via spliceosome
Cellular component (GO): catalytic step 2 spliceosome
Molecular function (GO): ATP binding; RNA binding; RNA helicase activity
Source: RefSeq, a predicted model, not a curated record
AUGAACACAAAACCAGAGUAUAAUAUUAAUGAUAAAGUAAUUGGAGAUAACAUUGAUAAUAAUAAUAAUAAUAAUUCAAAUAACAAUAACAAAACCAACAUUGAUUUAAAUAUAAAUGAAUUAAUAUCAUUGUUUAAUAAUAAAAACAAUAUAACUGCAUAUUAUCAUUGUAAUACUAACCAAUUGAAAUUUAUGUCAUUACAGCCAGUAUCUAUUGAAACUCUAAAGAAAUUACAAGAUGGUCCUAGUAAUGGUAAUGGUGUUGCUAGUGUAGGUGGUGGUGAUGUCAAGCCUGUAUUCACCUCACUCGCUGCAAAGAGAGAGGCCGCUUUGAAACGAAGACAGGAAGAAGCUGAGCAGAAAUCACAAGAGAAACAAAAGCAAUCAUUACAAAGAUUGAACAACUUGUUUUCAAAUGACUUUGAUAUGCAAAGUGGAAAUGAUUUGGUAUCACAAGAGCAAGAGAAGUUAAUGAACGUCAACCCAUUAGAGUAUUUCUCAAUCAACUCAAAUUCAUCCAACAACAACAACAAUAGCAGCAACAACAAUAGUAGUUCUAAUGACAGAGAUAGAAGAGAUACUAGGGACUCUAGAGAUAAUAGAGAUAUCAAUAAGAGAGGAGAUGAUAGAAGAGAUGACAGAAGAGAUGAUAGAAGAGAUGGAAGAUUUGGUGGUAGAAGAGAUGAUCGUGAUAGACGUGACGAUAGAAGAGAUGAUAGAAGAGAUGACAGAAGAGACGAUAGAGGAGAUGAUAGAUAUAGAAGAGACGACAGAAGAGAUGAUAGAAGAGAUGAUAGGUAUGGAAGUAGAAGGGAUGAUCGAAGAGACGAUAGAAGAGACGAUAGAAGGGAUGAUCGACGUGAUGAUCGUUCUAAUAGAUCAUAUCGUGAUGAGAAAGACGACAAUAAUGUAGGAGAGAAAAGAACAAGAGAAGAAGAAAGAGAGUUGAAUGAUAUCAAGAAAGAGUACAUCGGUGAAAAGAAAGAUAGAAAGAAGAAACCAAAGAAAAGUGAGAGAACUAGAUUUGUAUUUGAAUGGGAUACCGCUGAAGAUACAUCAAACGAUUACAACACAUUGUAUGCCAACAGACAAGAGGUAAAACCGCAAUUUGGUAGAGGUGUUAUGGCUGGAUUCGAUGGUCAGGACAGCAAAGGCAAAUCAGAUCACGAAAAAGAAUUGCCACCAACUCAUUGGUCCAAGAAGGAUUUGAAAUUGAUGACCGAGAGAGAUUGGCGUAUCUUUAGGGAGGACUUUAAUAUCUCGACAAAAGGAAGUGGUAUCCCCAAUCCAAUGCGAAGCUGGCGUGAGAGUAUAUUGCCUCGUGAGAUUCUGGAGGCCAUCGCCAAAAUGGGUUAUGAAAAACCAUCGCCAAUUCAGAUGCAAGCUAUUCCAAUUGCGCUGUGGGGCAGAGAUGUACUUGGUAUUGCAGAAACUGGUAGUGGUAAGACUGCUGCAUUUGUCAUUCCAAUGCUUGUUUACAUCUCAAAGCAGCCCAGACUCAACAAGGAGACAGAGGCAGACGGUCCUUAUGCUCUGGUGAUGGCACCAACCAGAGAGUUGGCGUUACAGAUCGAGAAGGAAGCAAGAAACUUUGCCAAUCAUUUUGGAUUUAGAUGUGUUGCACUGGUUGGUGGUCAGCCUAUUGAAGAUCAGAUCUUCCAGUUAUCCAAAGGCUGUGAGAUCGUAAUUGCUACACCCGGUCGUCUGAAUGAUUGUUUGGAGAAGCGGUACUUGGUGCUCAAUCAAUGUAAUUAUGUAGUGCUUGACGAAGCAGAUCUUAUGAUUGAUAUGGGUUUCGAGCCACAAGUAGUUUCGGUUCUUGAUGCAAUGCCAUCCAGUUUCCUCAAGUCAGAGAAUGAAGAGGAGGCAGAGAAGCAAGAAACCGAUGCCAAUCGUAUCUACAGAACCACAAUUCUCUACUCUGCUACUAUGCCUCCAAAGGUAGAGAGACUCUCAAGAAAAUACCUUAGACGUGCCGUCCAUGUCAUUAUUGGUGAGGCCGGUAAAGCUGUCGAUAGAAUCAAACAGAAUGUUGUCUUUGUUAAAUCCGACCACGAUAAGCGUGUCCAACUCAUGGAUCUCCUCUCGAACGGACCACCUCCACCCAUUAUUAUUUUUGUUAACAAAAAGAAGCACUGUGAAAUCAUCUCGGAAAUUGUGAGUGAGUGUGGAAUGACUUCCACUUCACUUCACAGCUCACGUUCACAAGAUCAGCGUGAGAUGGCACUCGAUGGUUUCAAGCGUCGUCGUUACAAUGUGUUGAUUGCUACCGAUGUGGCCAGUCGUGGUAUCCACGUCGAAGGUGUCACCCAUGUUAUCAACUAUGAUAUGCCAAACAACAUUGAGGACUACACACAUCGUAUUGGUCGUACUGGUCGUGCCGGUAUGGAGGGUAUGGCAUCAUCGUUCCUCACCGAUAAGGACACCGAGAUCAUGUAUGACCUUAAGAAUAUGCUGACGACAACUCACAACGUAGUACCAGCAGAACUACUAAAGCAUCCUGCGUCUCAACUCAAACCAGGUUCCGUUCCAGAGAGACAAAAGCGUUCUGAAACAAUUAUUUAUACCAAUAAAUAA